This is a messenger RNA of Mercenaria mercenaria, 5412 nucleotides long. RefSeq names its product ATP-binding cassette sub-family F member 3-like. Gene Ontology annotation, molecular function: ATP hydrolysis activity; ATP binding. The transcript is spliced from 19 exons. NCBI's taxonomy places the organism in Eukaryota, Metazoa, Mollusca, Bivalvia, Venerida, Veneridae. Bases 30 to 2189 code for a protein of 719 amino acids. The record is from RefSeq and is a predicted model, not a curated record.
AAGUACUAUUUUCACAGAUACAUGUUCACAUGGGAGCCAAAGAAAAAAUGGCCGACUACGAAAAAUUCAUUACCGGUUGUUUUCCUUCAAUUGACCCAGAAAUUGUCAGUUAUGUCAGUGGAAUGCUUGAAGACUCAGAUGUUGUGGCGACAUCAGAUGAUAUGUUUGAGGCCAUUGGUCCUUUCUUAGAACAAGUAGAUGACAACAAGACAGAGGAAGAUAUUCGUGAAAUAUGUAACAGAUUGUACGCUCUUAUUGGGAAAGAAGAUACGUCCACUGAAGUCAGUAAUGGUCCACACAAGAUUCUUGAUGCACCUGUACAUCUUGGUUCACUGAUAGAGGAUAAGAAAAGUAAGGCAGAGUCGACAGGCAGCAUAUGGGUGUCAAAGAGAGAUAAUACUUUGCAAGUGGACUCAAAACAACUAGCCAAGGCAGAGGCUCAGAUACAGAAGAAACAGAAAAAACAAGCCGAUAAAGAGGGUACAGCAGUCAAGAAACCAAAUGGAGUGUUAGAUGGACCUACAGCUAGUCAACAGUUCAAUAAACGUGACAUGAAGUUUGAUGCUUCUGGUGCUAACAGAUCAUAUGAUAUCAAAAUAGAGAACUUUGAUAUUGCAUUUGGAGACAGAGUAUUGCUAACUGGUGCAUCUUUACAUCUGUCUGAAGGCAGACGGUAUGGUCUCUGUGGUAGAAAUGGUCUCGGUAAAACUACGCUUUUAAAAAUGAUCUCUAGUGGAAAUUUACAGAUCCCGUCACACAUAUCUAUACUACACGUAGAACAAGAGGUAGUGGGUGAUGAGACAAUUGCUUUAGAUAGUGUCCUAGAAAGUGACGAAGAAAGACAUAAAUUACUGACAAGAGAAAAAGAACUGAACCAGAUACUGAAUACAAGUGAACACAAGGGAGACAACUCUUUAUCUACAGAGUUAUCUGAGAUCUAUCAGAAACUGGAAGCAAUAGAGGCAAACAAAGCACCAGCCAAGGCAGCUGUGAUACUGGCAGGUCUUGGGUUCUCUCCUGCCAUGCAGAGGGCCACAACUAAGUCACUGUCAGGAGGUUGGAGGAUGAGGUUGGCACUAGCAAGAGCACUGUUCUCAAAACCAGAUCUUCUUUUACUUGAUGAACCUACAAACAUGUUGGAUAUGAAGGCCAUUAUUUGGUUAGAAAACUAUCUACAGACCUGGGCAACAACAAUAUUAGUGGUAUCUCAUGAUCGGUCAUUCUUGAAUUCAGUGUGUACGGAAAUUGUGCAUUUACAUGAUAAAAGAUUGGACACAUAUAAAGGAAACUAUGAUCAGUUUGAUAAAACUAAAGAAGAACGAUUAAAAAAUCAGAAAAAAGAAUAUGAAGCUCAAAAACAGUACAGAGACCAUAUACAGGUGUUUAUAGAUAGAUUUAGAUAUAAUGCUAAUAGAGCUUCACAAGUACAGAGUAAAUUAAAACUUCUAGAAAAAUUACCACCAUUAGAACCACCUGGUAAAGAAAGUGAAGUGACUUUAAGGUUUCCAGAAUGUGAAAAAUUGUCUUCAAAUAUUUUACAAUUGGAUGAAUUGCAAUUUUACUACAGUAAAGAUAGAAUCAUCUUCAACAACGUUGAUUGUAAUGCCAAUAUGUCAUCUAGAAUAUGUAUAGUUGGUGAAAAUGGUGCUGGAAAAACAACGUUAUUGAAAAUCUUACUGGGAGAAUUAUCUCCAACAAAGGGUAUACGACAUGUACACAGAAGUCUACGUAUAGGAUAUUUUAGUCAGCAUCACGUAGAUCAACUAGAAAUGGACCUGUCUUCAAUAGAGUUGUUGCAACAAAGAUUUCCUGGUCAAACAGUAGAACAGUACAGAGGUGCUUUAGGGCAGUAUGGAGUUAGUGGAGAGCUUGCCACAAGACCUGUAACUAGUCUUUCGGGAGGUCAGAAAAGCAGAGUGGCAUUUGCAGUCAUGAGUAUGACAAAUCCGAACUUCUUCAUACUUGAUGAGCCUACAAAUCAUUUAGAUAUGGAGACUAUAGAAGCUCUUGGCCAUGCUCUUAAAAAAUUUGCAGGAGGAGUUAUAUUGGUAUCUCACGACGAACGACUUAUACAGAUGGUGUGUCAAGAACUUUGGGUUGUAAGAGAUGGGAAAGUGAUUUCAUUAGAGGGCGGGUUCCCAGAAUAUAAACAGAUUGUCGAGGCCGAAUUGAAAGCACAGGGCUGUUGAUGAAAGCUUCAGUGUUAGGGACAUUUAUUCAGUUUUAUAGGGAAAAAAAACAACAGAAAAAUGAAACUGGUCUUUCAGAUAUUUUAUGCUUAGGAAUAACACCGUGUUUGUCAGUACAAAGUUUUGCUAAAUGAGGCAUAUUGUUAAAAACUGGUGAAAUAUUAUAUAUCAUUGAAGAAUAUUAUAGUGUAAAUUGACCAAACUUACAGGUCUUUUUUUUGAGGGGGAUUAUUUUUGAAAAAAAAGAUUGAACAAUAUUGGGAGAUCCCUUUAAGAAGAUAAACAAAUCAUGAUGUAUUGAUGUUUGCUUAUUAAAACUGCCGAAAUACUAGUCUUGCUUUUACUGAGAUGAACCCUCAUCGAUGUGGGUUCGAGCCUCACUCGGGGCGUUGAAUUCUUCACGUGAGGAAGCCAUCCAGCUGGCUUACGGAAGGUCGGUGGUUCUACCCAGGUGCCUGCUCGUGAUGAAAUAAUGCACGGAGGGGCACCAGGGGUCUUCCUCCACCAUUAAAGCUGGAAAAUCGCCAUAUGACCUAUCAUGUGUCGGUGCGACGUUAAAUCCAGAAAACAAAAUUUUACUGGGAUGAAACUAGAAAUAUGGUUGUAUGGAGUAUCAUUCAUCUGUUACAGAUUUAUCAUUUAAGUACAUGUAGAUCAUAGUUCAAGGUCGUUCUGAAGAAUAAGGUUCUGUUUACAUCAGACAGCUUUAAGAUAAUAAAUAUAUCACAGUUAAAUAAAAGGACACAGUAAAGAUAGUGACCUUGUAAUGACAUUCGGUUAUUUGCGUGUGGCUGCAUAAUCUCAGUAUCCUACUAUGGUAUUCUUUGACUGCUAAUGGACUUUAAUCAAGCCAGUUACGAAAUUUUGAAGUCAGAUAAAGAAUUGCAUAAUUGAAAAUCUCACAUUGUCAUUACUGUUCUACAACCUUAAGCUUUAAACUGCCUGAACUGUUUAGAAAAUUUUCAAGUGGAUAGUAACUGAAAAAAAAAAAAUAUUUAUUCCUGCCAGAAUGUUAUUGUUAUCUUCUUUCGUAAAUUUUGAUUUUUUUGAAAGCACCAAGGGCAACAAAAAUAUUUUGGGCAUAGGUCCAACUUCUUUCAGAGAAUUCAUGAUCUUUUUUUAGGUUGUGGGCAACAGCUGUGCUCAUAUUGAUAAUUUUUUAUUUGUUUCAUUAAUUUUAAAUUGGAUAUUUCCCAUAGCCAUAUGUUAAAGGUGUUUUUGUUUAAAACAGGUUUUAUUUCUUUAAUAUAUAACUUACAACAUGUUGCAUGUAGUUUGAUAAAACAAUAGUUCUUGAUGAAAUGAAACUUGAUAUUUACUAGUACCACAUUUAGAAACUGCCGCAGUCCACAUAAUUUGUUGUGUUAGAUUAAAAUCGUCUAAAAUCAUGUUUUUAUUGAAAGCUUAAAUGAGCCGUGCCAUGAGAAAGCCAACAUAGUGGGUUUGUGACCAGCAUGGAUCCGCAAGUCUGGUCAGGAUCCAUGCUGUUCGCUUUUAAAGCCUAUUGGAAUUGGAGAAACUGUUAGCGAACAGCAUGGAUCCUGACCAGACUGCACGGAUGCUAUGUUGGUUUUCUCAUGGCACAUCUCAAAUAUUUGUUUAAUAGAAGCUUUACCAUUUCACAACUAUUAUAAUAUCCAGUGAAAACUAUGGUUACUACUAUACUGUACUGUAGAAUGAAGUAUUUUCAGUAGAAAAAAUUGUUUUUCAAAUGAUUAAAAAUACAUAAGCGAGCAAAAAAUUUGAGAAAUCGUGGAAAGAUCUGUUGAUGAGUGUGCGUUUGAUACAAUACUUGUACCUAAAUCAUUUAAUGUAUUUUGUUUAAUUGAUGCCUUUAUCUGCAAUACUAGUGGACACAGCAGAAGUAGACUUUGUAUCAGCUUGUUAUAAACAUGGUCACUGUGUUCUGUUAAAUGAGCUGAAUUUUCAUUUUGCACUUGGGCUUGGAUAAAUGUUCUGGAAAUUAUAGUUAUCAUAAAACCUCUUGCACAAAUUUCUGAUUUUACAGUAAAGUCACUGCCCUGUGUUCUACCACAGGUGUCUGAAACUCAAUCAAUAAAAUAUAUAUAUGCAGGUUAGAUCUCUUGAAGAGAUCGUAGAUCUGUACUAUUUCAUAGUAUAUUAGGUGGGUGGGGUAUGGUAAUGUAUAUAUCUAUUGAUAGAGCUUCAAGCGCCUGUGGUUCUACUGAAUGCUAAAUGAUUGAUGAAAAUAUUUCAUGAACAUUUUAAAGACAUCAUCAGUUCAGUAGUUUAAUUGACUGCUGCCAAAUGACAGUCACACUUUCAUGCCAAAAAAAAAAUCUGCAUUUAAGAUUUUGAUACCUGUAGAUUUUUGGCAUUACCUGCUGGCGGCAAUAAUUCUGCCUUUGCGACCAGUGCAGACCAAGAUCAGCCUGCACAUCCGUGCAGUCUGAUCAUGGUCUGCACUGUUCGCUAUUCAGUUAGUAAAUUUUCAGUGAACACCCCUUCGAAUAAUAAAUGGUUUUGCCCAAACUGAAUGACGGAACAGUCCAUUUUAGAAAUUUAGCAGGCUAAGGGUUAAGGACAAAUAGUCUGUUGUUAUGUCAUUAUUAUAUUGAAAUCUUGCAGAUUUUAUUCAGGUCAGUACAUACUAAACUGCAUACACAGCUUUACUUAAAUAGUCUGUUUGUACAGUGUUGAACUAUGUUAGGAACACAACUUCUGUCUGUGAUUGAAGAGAACGCAGCCUGUAUAAGGAUUUGAUGUUUCUCAGUGGUUGAGGCAAAUUUAUGUAAAGAUUUGGGAUACAGUAUGACCUGUAUAAAAUGUUUCCCUACCUAGUAGAUGGUUUUUUUGCAGUCUGAUCAUGAUCUGCACUGUUCACCGUUCAGUCUGUAUCAUUUUGGUAUGCUUCCCUACUAACAGUUAAUGGUACUAUCCAGAUUGAAAAACGGACAAGUUUAUUAUAGGAAUUUAGCAGGGUAAGGGUUAAGACUGAAAUUAAGAUACAUUUGUAUAUCCUUUACCUUGUUGAAUCAUAAAAACAGAAACAGUCCUAGAAAACUGUCUUAAUUUAAAUGGUGGUAAAUACAUAGGCUGUCAUUGAUUAGCCUUCUACUCCACAGUUUUAAGAUUGAUCAUGAUGAUGUAACUUUCAGACUUAGCUGAACAGUGGAUUAUUCAUCAGGCUGAAAUUUCGUUUGCUUAAAUAUAACAUGAAUCUGUGAUGAAUAAAAAUAUUUUCGAAAGAGAAAACCUUUAA